AUGCCGCUUGACUACCCACUUCGGCCGGGCGAAAGUUUGCCAAGUCCAGCCGAGAUUGGCGGACGCGCCCUACAAUACUCUGGCAUCGGUUCUGGCCAGUCAAGGCGACAGGCCGCGGCUGCCAAGCGCAGUCGGCGAAAAAGCAUGCCAGAUCUGCUGUUGUUACGGCGACGUAACCAUUUCUCCGGCAGCCCGACUGGUGGCUGGUGGCUGGGCGUUGGAGGAAGCUCUGCUGCGCCUGAAGAGGCGGAGCCGAACGGCUCGGCUCGAGUCUCAGACUCUGGCCAAGCGACCUGUUUACCGACGCGCUGGGGUGGCCGGAUCAGUGGCUGGUUGGGCCGGUGGGGCGGGCAGACGGCGAUUCGGAGAGAUCUGGUCGAGCCACAACUGCUCGACCAACAGGGUCUGGGGGUCGGAAAAGAGGAUGAGGCUCAGGUGAGUCUUGCGACCAUCUAA
Molecule: messenger RNA, 456 nt
Organism: Protopolystoma xenopodis
Lineage: Eukaryota; Metazoa; Platyhelminthes; Monogenea; Polystomatidea; Polystomatidae
Source: the annotation of a GenBank genome assembly